AAUUUCAAUCAAGCUUCCUCACUUCCCCACUUUGCUCACUAGCCGCCGCUGCACGCUCACAAUGCAAGCCCUUCACCGUUUUGCAUUCGCCACGCGCCGCGUCGCCGCGUCGCCGAGUCACGACAGUCUUCUUCCCCUAGCAUCUUCUAGAAUCAUCUCUUUCUCGACCGAUUCGCGCGACGGAGGAGGAGGCGCCUUCGAUGCGGAAUGGCAUACCACCACGUCGUGGUCGACGGGGCUCGCCGGUGACCACUUCAACGGUAAACCCUCGGAGUCCACGUCGAAGGUUCUGUCGGAGCUGCAGGACACGGAGGAUAGGGUGCGCGAACUGGAGGCGUCGAACCGCCGAGGGAAGGCGUUCGUGGACAGCUGGGGGAGACGCUUGAGGGAGACUAGCAUGCUGAUGAAGCAGAUUCAGGAGCCCGGCGCGCGAGGCUCGUAUCUCAAGGACUCCGAGAAGGCGGAGAUGUACCGGUUGCACAAGGAGAACCCCGAGGUCUACACUGUGGAGAAACUCGCUAAGGAUUACAGGAUCAUGCGGCAGAGGGUUCACGCCAUUCUGUGGCUAAAGGAGAUCGAGGAAGAGGAGGAGAAGAAACUCGGUCACCCUCUCGAUGAUUCCAUCGAGCUCUUGCUCGAUAGUUACCCCGAGUUUUUUAAUUCGCAUGAUAGGGAGUUUCAUGUUGCGUCUCUUCCGUAUAAGCCGGACUUCAAGGUUAUGCCGGAGGGGUGGGAUGGCAUUACCAAAGAUGUUGAUGAAGUGCACUACGAGAUUUCCAAGAAGGAGGAUGAGAUGCUGUAUCGAGAAUUUGUCGAGAAGAUGAAUUUCAACAAAAAGAAAAUGGCUGGAGAGGUCAAAUGCCACAAGUAUAGUAGACGACGUCCUUCAGAUGGGUGGACUUUUACGGUAGAGAAAUUGGGAUCCAGAGGAAAACGUGGAGGUGGUGGAGGCUGGAAAUUUGCAAGCAUAGCUGAUGGAUCAAGCCGACCACUGAAUGAGAUGGAGAAAAUGUAUGUGAGGCGAGAGACUCCACGCCGGCGACGCAGGAUCCUUCCUUGAUUACGUCGAGUUUCUGAAUUUUUUGUUAGCUGUUAAAAUUAGAUUCUGUAACCAAUGCAUUCACUCGUUUGGGAUGUGUGUAGUGUUAAUUUGUUGUCUCUUUUCUUUUUUUGGAUGAAUUGGCUUAUAUUUUAAUAAGCUGAGCCAACGCUGAUGCUUAUAAUGCAUUCUCCUAAUUUAAAUUCAUGAAA
Vigna umbellata (rice bean) is the source of this 1251-nucleotide messenger RNA. It is a transcript of the gene GCD1, whose product is annotated as ribosomal protein L20. The record is from RefSeq and is a predicted model, not a curated record. Lineage: Eukaryota; Viridiplantae; Streptophyta; Magnoliopsida; Fabales; Fabaceae.